Messenger RNA from Saccostrea cuccullata (small rock oyster), 574 nucleotides. RefSeq lists its product as uncharacterized. Lineage: Eukaryota; Metazoa; Mollusca; Bivalvia; Ostreida; Ostreidae. The transcript has 6 exons. The record is from RefSeq and is a predicted model, not a curated record. The coding region runs from base 54 to 431 and encodes 125 amino acids.
CAGUAGAGAGUAGACGUGCUUUUCACAGAGCGACAAAAAUCUCAAAUUUCACUAUGAAAAGACAAAGAUCUUCUGAGAGAAAGAGCCAGAGUGUAUCUAAGAGGCGCCGUAUAGACGUCUCUUCAGAUGACAGUCGUCAGUGGUACGAGGUGAUGCUUGCCCUGGCGGCCAAAUCAGCUUGCAAACAAAUCUUUACUUCUGCUGCUCACGAGUGGAGAGAGCACAUUAAAGACUGGUAUGAGUUGACCCAUGCCAUCAACAAGUCUGAGGAGCGUAGGGAGCUACCCACCAUACCUCAACCUACGCAUCAGAUGGAGUGGUUGGCUAGAGUCAAUUUUGAGCACAGACCCAUGCGCCGUAACGUACCAGAACAGAGACGUCAUAAAGUCUCCAAGAAACAAGACCUGAAUUCCUCCUUUUACGUCUACUAAAGAGGAGGAUGAUUUUGGUAUUGGAUAGACAGUUUGCAAGAAUCUGAGACACACUGACUGCCACAGCCAUCACAGUACCGUGCACUGACUGUACUUGUAUUUUGUGUAUCACACACUUUAUAUGGACCCUAGUACCAGACUUU